Ostrea edulis (European flat oyster) is the source of this 2656-nucleotide messenger RNA. Its product is annotated as multiple epidermal growth factor-like domains protein 11. Gene Ontology annotation, molecular function: scavenger receptor activity. The transcript is spliced from 12 exons. The record is from RefSeq and is a predicted model, not a curated record. Lineage: Eukaryota; Metazoa; Mollusca; Bivalvia; Ostreida; Ostreidae. The coding region runs from base 73 to 1818 and encodes 581 amino acids.
ACAGGUCGGGUUACUGCUCGAAAAGGUCGGUUUAAAUUUACUUCCGUGUUUUGAUCCCAAUGUGUCGCCAACAUGCUGCAAAUAUGUUUGAUUAUAUUGGUUUUACAACUGUCCACAGCGUAUGAGAACAUUGCCCUCGAAAAACCUGCAUGGCAACUUCAUCAAUAUAUACCAGGUGACGGCAGAUUUCAUGCAAGUAAUGCUGUAGAUGGACUCAAAACUGACUUUGGCCCCGGAGGACAGUGUGUCCUAUCGGAAAGUCAUAAACAGACAGCCAUAUGGAGAGUGGACCUAGAGGGCAUUCGCAGUAUUCGUCACAUUACCAUUUAUUACAGGACAGACAAUGCUGCAUGGGGUCCGCAAAAUCAAUACUCUGGCAGAUUUGUAGGGUUUUCCCUAUAUGUAUCAAAUACAACCGACAGAACAGAAGGACAUUUGUGUGUUCCUGACACAAACUACACAAGGGACACUAUACCCGCCGUCCUCAACGUCACGUGUCCAGUUCACGGACAAUACGUCAUCUACUACAACGAAAGACUACAAGGAAAGACCUACCCUGCUGGUUAUAGUGUCGAGGCAUAUAACGAGCUCUGUGAAGUAGAGGUUUACGGUUGUCCUGUACCCGGUUACUUCGGACCUGACUGUUCUUUCCCUUGUCCUGAUACAAACUGUCGAUACUGUCACAUAGAGACUGGGGCCUGUCAGGGAUGUAAACCCGGAUACCAGGGACAUCAGUGUGAACUACCGUGCAGUCAUCAGUAUUACGGAGAACAAUGUAAUGAGACCUGUGGUAACUGUAGUGACAGUAUCACGUGUAACAAUGUGAACGGAACGUGUACAAACGGAUGUGACGUCGGUGUCUACGGAGACAAAUGCAAAAUACCGUGUCCUAGUAGUCGACAUGGUAAGAACUGUUCUCGAACGUGCACUAAUUGUGACACGUGCGACAUAUUUACAGGACAGUGCACAGCCCCCUGCUACUCGGGCUGGAAGGGAACACAUUGUACUGAAAAAUGUGACGGACUAAAAUUCGGGGCUGGCUGUGAUGAGGACUGUGGAGUCUGCCUAGAUUAUACACAAUGUCACCACAUAAACGGAACAUGCUUUGAUGGAUGCGAUUUUGGAUAUGAAGGAGAACUCUGUAAAACUGACUGUUCUCGUGGGACAUUUGGAAAGAAUUGUGAUCAAAUAUGUUCUGUGAAUUGUGAUAAAGAUCCCACAAUAUGUAACGGAACAACGGGAGAGUGCCCGAGUGGAUGUCGCCCGGGCUGGGAAGGACUGCAAUGUGACAUGGUAUGUUCCGAGAAAAAGUAUGGUAAGAAUUGCAGCCAGGCCUGUGGUAGUUGUUACAACCAUGAUAUAUGUCAUCACGUGAAUGGUACCUGUUUCAGAGGAUGUGACAGGGGGUUUAAGGAGGUAUUAUGCCAGAAAGAAUGUGAACCAGAGUACUACGGGUAUAACUGUUACAAUAACUGUAGUACACUAUGCAUCAAUGAAACAUGCGAUUCCUUUAACGGAGAAUGUUACAUAAAGCACACGACACAAGAAAAGAAAGUCACAUCUGAAGAUAACAAGCUAGCGCCUAUCAUAGGUGGUGUUGUUGGCGUGCUGUCAGCUUGUUUGCUGGUUGUUGUAAUAGUUGUGGUGCUGAGAAGGAACAAAAAGACGUUGGACGAAGGAAAGAAAUUCCAUCCGGGUAAUUCUACCAAUUGUACCAAAGACGCAGCACUAAAAGUCCAAGACGAUGGAAAUGUGAACAAUGUGUAUCAAGAACUGACAGAACUGAGUCCACCUUCAAUCUAUGACUCCCUUCGUUAGAAGGACAUCAUACCUGUCCGUUUUCACUUAGCUCAUUGACAUAUUUGGAAACAUGCUAUAUUUUGUACGACAACCUCUAUUUUUAUAACAAGACGCAUGCAUUGUGUUUCACAUAUCCAGUGAGUUUUCCUCUUACAAAUACAGAUAUGAAUGUGGGGAUAGCAUUAAAUUAAUCAGGUUUCAGGAAGUAUAAGAUUUCUGUCAAAAUGUUUUACACCAGGGUGAAAUUAGACCAAAUUCAAAAAUAGUGUUCGAGUAACUCUCCUAACUGCAUCACAUAUACACUAUUGCGAUAGAAUGACGUUUCGAAAUUCAACAGUGGAUACUACGAGCGAGGAGAAUUGAUUCCAUCGUCAACCUAUGACUUCAUUUAUUAGAAGAAAGACAUCUUUACACGCCAUGUAUACUAGUAUAUGAUCCUCAAUGAUGUAUCGCAUGAUGUACAAGUAUUGCAGUAAACAGGUCUUCUAAACAUGUAUUGUUUGCUAGGACAUCCGCAAUGUUUACUACAACAUGUAUGCAUUAAAUUUGAAAUCAGUAUAAUUCAAAGUAUCCUUCUCUUACACAGGUAGAUAAAUAAAUAAUAGUAAAUUUCAGCGAAGAAUAAGAUUUUGUAGAGCGAUGAACGUUUCAUGUUUUUUUUAAAAAUGUUGUUCUAGUGACUAUAUUGAAGUUCUUCAGUAUCCUAUUCCUUAAAGAUUUAAAGGAACUCAAUUGUCAAAUUUUAGAAAUUAAUGUCACAUUUCUUUCAUUACUCACAAGUGCAUUUCUUAUAUUUGAUUUGAGAUUUAUAUAGUGAAAAUGAGAGUUAUAUUAAUUAAUAAAUGAUUACCACCAU